UCGGGUAAUGUAGCAUGCCCUCCAUGCAGAGACGCUACAUGGCGGACCGGGAGCAAUCACCGCGGACCUGCUGGCCUGCUCGGCUCCUAGCGCUUCAUCACUCGCUCAUCCCUCAUCAAGCACUUCUUUUCCGUCUGUCGAGUCCGUUGCAAUGCCCCCAAUGCUCAACAGCAGCUCCAUCCACGCGCACAUGUCGCCGCCGUCAUCUCCACGAGUGCGCAAGCUCGACGUUGUGGACCUGAACGCCGGCAGUCGUGAUAUGAGCCAACGGGACCUUGGCCACGUUAUUCUCGACACGCUGCAGCAGCGCGUGACCAUCGCAUCGCUGCGCUCGCUCGUCAGCUGCACUGGGAUCGGCGAGACGGAGCCGUUCAAUCUGCCGCCGCAGCACCGAAUGCUCGCGCGUAUGAAGACAAACGCCAACUAUUUCUUGACCAACUAUCUGCUGCUCAUGGUCGGCGUCUUCGCCUUCUUGUUGUUGUUCUUCCACCCGGUUCAGCUGCUGGUGUGCAUCAUUGUGGGCUACGGAUGGCACAUAUUUCUCACUAAGAAGGAGAUCCCGACCGACAGGUUUGAAGUCUUGGGUCGACGACUCAGCGAGCAAGAUAUUCUGCUUGCAGCAACAGGAUGUGGGUUUGAUGUACGAAGGUUCCGGUGGUGAGUUUAAUACUGAUAGAUUUGAUGUUGCAUCUUCUGCAGCGACGAUGGUGUUUCUGCUCUUCUUCGUGCUGCCUACCGUCAUCUUCGCGCUCUCUGUCUCGUCACUGGCUAGUGCUACGCACGCUUUGCUCCGCAAUAACCGACUCAAAGAUGACUCGCUCAAUGCACGGCAAGGCCCAGCGACGUCAUCCGACGUCGAUGAGCUCGCGUAAAACAUCUACCGUAGUAUUCAUGAAAUGCAUUGGGACAUUUCGUCUGUAUCUUCGUUACCAGACGCGUUUAUUAAUCCAGAAAUACGUUCAUAUUUGUCCACCUG
Phytophthora nicotianae INRA-310 is the source of this 976-nucleotide messenger RNA. RefSeq lists its product as hypothetical. The coding region runs from base 152 to 661 and encodes 169 amino acids. The record is from RefSeq and is a predicted model, not a curated record. Gene Ontology annotation, cellular component: Golgi apparatus. The transcript is spliced from 3 exons. Lineage: Eukaryota; Oomycota; Peronosporomycetes; Peronosporales; Peronosporaceae.